Podarcis lilfordi (Lilford's wall lizard) is the source of this 357-nucleotide messenger RNA. Lineage: Eukaryota; Metazoa; Chordata; Lepidosauria; Squamata; Lacertidae. The record is from the annotation of a GenBank genome assembly.
AUGUUUGGGAAGUCACUAGUUCUGGAUGGGGUUGCAUGUAGCUUGGGGAUACUCCUGGAUACAUCUUUGUCACCAGAGAUUCAAGCAUCCUUUGUGGCUACGAGUGCCUUUUACCAGCUUCGUGUGGUUCACAAACUAUGGCUAUUCAUGUACAGGGAUCGCCUGACUACUGUAGCCCAUGUGUUGGUAACCUCAAGGCUGGAUUACUGUAAUGUUGCUCUUUGUGGGGCUGCCCUUAGGUUUGGUUCAGAAGCUCCAGCUGGGGCUCUGCUUGAGAGCACACAACACAGCAUUGUUAAACAACUGUACUGGCUUCCCAUUACUGCUCAGGAUUCUUGCGUGUUUAUAAAAUCCUGA